This is a messenger RNA of Scomber japonicus (chub mackerel), 670 nucleotides long. It is a transcript of the gene hikeshi, whose product is annotated as heat shock protein nuclear import factor hikeshi. The transcript has a single exon. NCBI's taxonomy places the organism in Eukaryota, Metazoa, Chordata, Actinopteri, Scombriformes, Scombridae. Gene Ontology annotation, biological process: protein import into nucleus. The record is from RefSeq and is a predicted model, not a curated record. Gene Ontology annotation, molecular function: nuclear import signal receptor activity; Hsp70 protein binding. The coding region runs from base 73 to 657 and encodes 194 amino acids. Gene Ontology annotation, cellular component: nucleus; cytosol.
CGGGGAUCAGCGGGGCUCCUUGCAGCGAGUACCGGGGAGCAGUACCGGGGAUCAGUACCGGGGAUCAGCGGGAUGUUCGGCUGUCUGGUCGCCGGUAGGUUGGUGCAGACCGACCCGGUUCAAGUCUCCUCGGAUAAGUUCGUGUUCAACUUACCGGACUAUGAGUCGGUGAAGCACGUGGUGGUGUUCAUGCUGGGCACGGUGCCGUUCCCCGCAGACAUGGGAGGCGCGGUCUACUUCUCCUUCCCGGACCCGGUAACCGGAGGCCCGGUGUGGCAGCUGCUGGGUUUCAUCACUAACGACAAACCGAGCGCCAUCUUCAAGAUCUCCGGUCUGCAGGCUGGAGAAGGAGGCGCGCACCCGUUCGGCUCGUCCUCGUCCUCCGGUGCUCAGGUCGGUGUGUCGGUGGAGCCUCUGCAGCAGCUCGUGCAGCAGAUCCCGGUGUCCGGCGCGUGCGUGUCCACCGUGGACUCGUUCCUGCAGUUCACGCAGAAGAUGCUGGACUCGCUCUUUAACUACGCGGCUUCCUUCGCGGUGAACCAGAACCAGAUGAGUCCGAACCGAACCGAGACCUUCAUCCCCUCAUCAUGCGUCCUCCGGUGGUACGAGAACUUCCAGAGGAGGAUGGCACAGAACCCGAACUACUGGAAGAACUAGGGAGGAAGAGGAG